AUGAAGAAAGAAGAUAUUACUCGAGGACUUGGAAUCAGUCACAAGGUGGAUUCUGCUACUCACGCAGGAAAUAAAGUUUUACCAAUUACUGAGGCCACAUUGUCAACCUCGACUAACACAAAUGACCAAAGUCAAAGUGGCUCGUCGGAUCACAAAGAUAGGCUUAAAGGGGAUAAAAGCAAAACUAUGUCAAGAAUGAAGGAGCUAUUGAGAUGGGCUGCGGCUGCAAAAUCAGAGAAGGGAGGAAAGUUUAUUGGUCGAAAGGUUCUACAAUUCCGGAAUCGUGGAAGCUUAAAAGCAGUACCAGAUGAUGAUCAACUGAGCAACGAUUCUCCUAAGAUCAGUUUCAGGUGGGAUGUGGAAAGUUGUUGCACCACUUCCUCUGCAUACUCAGCAAUGUCUAUGCCUGCCUCAUAUAAAAUUAAUGACCAAACGAUCAACAUUACAUCAUCAAUUUCAACUCCUAUUCAAGACAAGGAUCACAACACUCCUAGGAAAGGAAAUUGGAUAACCACAGACUCUGAAUUUGUGGUGCUAGAGCUAUGA
This is a messenger RNA of Quercus lobata, 546 nucleotides long. RefSeq lists its product as uncharacterized. The record is from RefSeq and is a predicted model, not a curated record. NCBI's taxonomy places the organism in Eukaryota, Viridiplantae, Streptophyta, Magnoliopsida, Fagales, Fagaceae. The transcript has 3 exons. Bases 1 to 546 code for a protein of 181 amino acids.